This is a messenger RNA of Corticium candelabrum, 545 nucleotides long. Its product is annotated as transmembrane protein 138-like. The coding region runs from base 1 to 507 and encodes 168 amino acids. Gene Ontology annotation, cellular component: cilium. Lineage: Eukaryota; Metazoa; Porifera; Homoscleromorpha; Homosclerophorida; Plakinidae. The record is from RefSeq and is a predicted model, not a curated record. The transcript has 2 exons.
AUGCGGGUUGCGCGCUACCGUCUCAUUCUCUGCCUGCAGUUUCUUCUUCUAGCGAUCGAUCUUGUGGUGAAUUCUUUCUCGGGAUUGUUUGCGACGGAAGACGUCGUGCUGUUGGUUUUGUAUAUUGUGCAGGACGCAAGCCUCGUGUUUGAGAUCAUCAUUCUCUUUCUCCUCUUCUUCAACACUUACGUCUUUCGUGCGGGUCUAGUCACGUUGCUCAUACGAAAAUUCAAGUCGGCAAUAGUUUUGUGCUUUGUCUACUUAACCUUGUGCUUGGUAUAUCACAUUUGGACUCUCAAGCUGCAAUGGGGGUCACUUCAGUUGUUUAUUAUUACAUGUAUAUGCGGACGGUAUGGAAGCUUGGUGAUCCGAUGUAUUACAGGAACUCCGAGUGGCUACAAGCAGAAUUUGCAAGAAAACGAUGAGCUAGAAUUUAUGUUUAGAGAUAAUUUAUCAGUUGUGGAUAUACUGAGAUUGUCGGUAGUGUCUGCUCAUUCAACUUGUUAACAGUGAUGUCGUUUCAAUACACGUGAAGUGCAUCAUUA